Molecule: messenger RNA, 720 nt
Organism: Catharus ustulatus (Swainson's thrush)
Lineage: Eukaryota; Metazoa; Chordata; Aves; Passeriformes; Turdidae
Gene: FGF22
Product: fibroblast growth factor 22
Exons: 3
Coding region: 1-696 (231 amino acids)
Biological process (GO): positive regulation of protein phosphorylation; positive regulation of cell population proliferation; animal organ morphogenesis
Cellular component (GO): cytoplasm
Molecular function (GO): fibroblast growth factor receptor binding; growth factor activity
Source: RefSeq, a predicted model, not a curated record
AUGAAUGGGAAGCACCGCCCCAGCCCCUGCCCCGCCCAUUCGCCCCCACUGUCCCGCCCCGGGCCGCCCAUCCCUGGCCGCUCGCGCCGUCGGGGCCGGUCGCCGGUUGCCGCCGUGGCCAUGGCCCAUCGCUCGUCGCCCGCCGCCCGCCCGCCGCCCACCGCCAUGAGGCGCGGGGGCCCCGCCGCCAUCGCCGCUUGUCUCGCCGGGGCACUCGCUGUGCUGGCGGGGCCGGGGCCGGGCAGUGCCACCGGGACCGGCCGGCGGCCCCCCCGCAGCUACGGGCACCUGGAGGGCGACGUGCGCUGGCGGCGACUCUUCUCCGCCACCCGCUUCUUCCUGCGCAUCGACGGCGGCGGCGGCGUGGAGGGGACGCGCUGGAGGGAGCGGCCGGGCAGCAUCGUCGAGAUCCGGUCGGUGCGUGUCGGCGUCGUGGCCAUCCGGGCGGUGCACACUGGCUUCUACCUGGCCAUGAACAAGCGGGGGAGGCUCUACGGGUCGAAGGAGUUCAGCCCCAACUGCAAGUUCACGGAGCGCAUUGAAGAGAACGGCUACAACACCUACGCGUCGCUGCGCUGGCGGCACCGCGGCCGCCCCAUGUUCCUCUCGCUCAAUAGCAAGGGCAGGCCACAGCGAGGGGGCAAGACACGCCGGCAGCACCUCUCCACACACUUCCUCCCCAUGCUCGUCAGCUGAACAACGUGGGCAGCUCCGGAUGGU